AUGCUCAAGCCCAAGGACCUGUGCCCCCGAGCGGGUACGCGCACCUUCUUGGAAGCCAUGCAGGCGGGCAAAGUGCACUUGGCCCGCUUCGUGCUGGACGCGCUGGACCGCAGUAUCAUCGACUGCCGCGCGGAGCAGGGCCGCACGCCGCUCAUGGUGGCCGUGGGGCUGCCGGACCCCGCGCUGCGAGCGCGCUUCGUGCGGCUGCUGCUCGAGCAGGGCGCAGCCGUGAACCUGCGGGACGAGCGUGGCCGCACGGCCCUCAGCCUGGCGUGCGAGCGAGGCCACCUGGACGCCGUGCAGCUGCUGGUGCAGUUCAGCGGCGACCCGGAGGCGACCGACUCGGCGGGCAACAGCCCGGUGAUGUGGGCGGCCGCGUGUGGCCACGGGGCGGUGCUCGAGUUCCUGGUGCGCUCCUUCCGCCGCCUUGGCCUGCGCCUCGACCGCACCAACCGUGCAGGCCUCACCGCGCUGCAGCUGGCCGCCUCCCGCGGCCACGGGACCUGCGUGCAGGCCCUUACUGGGCCUUGGGGCCGUGCUGCGGCCGCCGCCGCGGCGCGGGGCUCUAACUCCGACAGCCCUCCCGGCCGCCCGGCCCCGGCGCCCAGCCCCGAGCGUCGACGACCCAGCCCCCGCCGCCUACCGCGGCCUCUGCUUGCGCGCUUUGCACGAGCGGCUGGCGGCCACGGUCACGGCCAUGGCCACGGCGGCGAGGCCGGCUCGGGCGGCAAGGGCUCGUCGGGCCGGCACCGGGCGCAGGGCUGCGAGCGGCCUGAGCUGGGUCGGAGCAUGAGCCUGGCGUUGGGUGCCGUGACGGAGGAGGAGGCGGCGCGUCUACGGGCGGGAGCCCUCUUGGCGCGUCCCAACUCGCCGCAGGCUUCGGGGACUGGGCGGUGGCGCUCCCACGAGGUGCUGGAGGGAGUGUCCCGGGCCACCGUGCAAGCCCCCGUUGGCCUCAGCCCCCACCCGGAGGGAGGCCCCGGCUCUGCCCGCCUGGGUUUGCGCCGCCGCUCCACAGCUCCCGACAUCCCGAGCUUGGUGGGGGAUGCUCUUGGGCCUGAGAGUGGCCCGGAGCUGGAGGCCAACGCACUGCCCCUCUCGGCGCCUGGGUCGAAGGUUUGGCAGGCUGGCACCGAGGCCGUGGUGCUGCACGCGCCGCGGUAA
Ochotona curzoniae (black-lipped pika) is the source of this 1164-nucleotide messenger RNA. RefSeq names its product ankyrin repeat domain 63 (gene ANKRD63). Gene Ontology annotation, molecular function: protein binding. The coding region runs from base 1 to 1164 and encodes 387 amino acids. The transcript has a single exon. NCBI's taxonomy places the organism in Eukaryota, Metazoa, Chordata, Mammalia, Lagomorpha, Ochotonidae. The record is from RefSeq and is a predicted model, not a curated record.